Molecule: messenger RNA, 966 nt
Organism: Magallana angulata
Lineage: Eukaryota; Metazoa; Mollusca; Bivalvia; Ostreida; Ostreidae
Product: multiple epidermal growth factor-like domains protein 10
Exons: 7
Coding region: 16-966 (316 amino acids)
Molecular function (GO): scavenger receptor activity
Source: RefSeq, a predicted model, not a curated record
AACAUUGCUACGUGUAUGAGGACGCUAGAUUUUGGGCGUAACUCUCCCCAAAAGACAGUUUGGUGGAAUGUGGAUCUCGGAGGAAUCUAUAGCAUAUACAGUAUCAACAUCUUGUUCGGGCAAUAUAUUGGCUUUGACGAACGUCAAAGAGGACGAUUUGCUGGAUUUUCUCUGUACGUAUCAAACACUGAAAAUAUACAAGGCUCCAGUCUGUGUUACAAGGACGGAACUCGGUUACCGCCCCUGAACUUUACGACAACAUGUACAGAAUCCGGACGCUAUGUAAUAUUUUACAACGAACGGUUGGACGGAGUCACCUAUCCUACUGGCUAUGAAGUUACCAGUGUCAUUACAGAGCUAUGUGAAGUCAAAGUACAAGGGUGUGAUAAUACCAGUUUCUACGGCAGUAACUGUGACACACCUUGUCCCACAAAUUGUAAAGACAGCACGUGUCACAUACAAAACGGAACGUGCUUUACAUGUACACCUGGUUGGAUUGGAAUACAUUGUAACACAAAAUGUGGAAAAGGGUGGUACGGAGAUAACUGUCGUCAACAAUGCAAAGGUUAUUGCAAAGAUGGUACUUCGUGUAAUCACGUGACUGGUCAAUGUGACGAAGGGUGUGAUGCUGGAUGGACUGGAAAAUUGUGUGAUAACGAAUGUGAAGACGGGACCUAUAGCUAUUGCUGUGCCAACAACUGUAGUGGUCACUGUCUGAAUGACUCUCCAUGUAACAAACAGACUGGGCGGUGUGACAAAGGAUGUAAACCGGGAUAUACUAAUGGUGAUUGUCACAAAGCCUGUAAAGAAGGAUAUUUCGGCAGAAACUGUUCACAGAUUUGUUCUCCAAACUGUAACCCUGACACAUGUAGACACACAGAUGGGUUGUGUAUAAACUGCGAUACAGGUUGGAUGGGUUAUAACUGUACCACAGCUAAUAAUCAGAUUGACGUACGCUUGUGUUAA